AUGGCAGAUGGAGCAACACCACUAUGGGACGCCGUCGAAUAUCAGACGAAGAUCUUCUACGCCAACGUCGAAGAGAACGAGAAGUUCACCGGUCCUCCACGACCAGAGCUGGACGAAGCUUGGGCGAAUGUCACCGAAGGACAUCUUAUACUGCUCAACGAGACCGGCGUAGGGCAGCUAGGCCAGUCAUUGGAAGAAGCCGUCAAUCUCGGCGGCGCAUACUUUGCACUACCAGAAUACUACCACCAGAUGCAUUGCCUGGACAUCGUCCGAAGAUUCAUCUGGCGUGAGCACUACUCCGACUUCGUCUUUUUCCAAACGAGCGAAGAAGCCAUUAAAGGGCAUUUGGACCAUUGCUUGGACCUGCUACGCCAGGUCGUAAUGUGCACGGCCGAUGUUGGCCUGAUUGUGUAUUAUUGGGAGGGAGUCGACCGUCUGCCUCAAGCAAAGUUUGCCACGGAACACAUGUGCCGGAAUCUGGACCGCAUCAAUGAUUGGGUUUUGGAGAACAAAUGGGAAGACGAGCAAGCGAUCGACCCCCUUGCUCCGCACAUGGCUAUGUCGUCUAGAAAGUAG
Zasmidium cellare ATCC 36951 is the source of this 576-nucleotide messenger RNA. RefSeq lists its product as uncharacterized. The transcript is spliced from 4 exons. The record is from RefSeq and is a predicted model, not a curated record. NCBI's taxonomy places the organism in Eukaryota, Fungi, Ascomycota, Dothideomycetes, Mycosphaerellales, Mycosphaerellaceae. The coding region runs from base 1 to 576 and encodes 191 amino acids. Gene Ontology annotation, biological process: mycotoxin biosynthetic process.